AUGUUCAUGUGCAAGACGCGCUUUAACACCGUGCCCCUCAGCACCCGCGAGGGCUGGAAGCAGUACCGGGGCACCCGCACCUUUCCAGAGAGCAGGAUUGCCGCCUCUUGCAGGCCGGGCCCGACCAGGGGCCACGGCGCCGCGGCGGCGGCGGCGGCGGCAGCGAGCGAGGUGGACCCGGGGCACACGAACCACCCCGACGACGAGAAGGGCAACAGAGGGCCGACCAACAGCGCGCUGUGGCCGGGGAAGGUCUACAACGUCCUCUAUCAGGUGUGGAACGCCCAGGCGGAGCAAAAGAAGAUCAGCUCGGGAGACGGUUACAUGACGUCAUCGGACCGGGCGGCUCUGGUUCCGCAGGCUGCGAACGUUCUUCGGGACCAAGGGCACCCUGAAAUGGCCACCAUCCUGGACAACACCACCGAGGGGGCUCGCAAGGUUAUUCGCAGCCGGGUGUUGGCCAAGUACCUCAAGAACCGGGAAGUCUUCUCCGCCAAGCUCAGAAACAUCGGCCUCGACCCGACAGAGAUAGCCGAGUGGGACGUGGCCCUAGUGGCGGCGCAACACCACGCCGACCUCGCGCCAAGAGAGCGAGACCAACCGCACUCAGCAGUGCCGCUCUCCCUCCCUCACCACUCCUCCCCCCACUGCCAUCAACAACAAGAAGGCGACGCGGGGGGGGUCUCGGGGGGGGGGCAGCGGCGGUCGCUGCGGCAGCGGCGGCGGCGGCGGCAGCGGUGGCAUCCCCGGCCACUCCAUCAGGUGCCUCCCCCGCAGAAAGCGAGCAGGGGCAGUCCUUGUAUAACAAUAGCAGCGGGGCGGCAGCGGCGGCACCCGGGAGCGCGUUUCAUCAUCAGGAAAAAGCCUGGCCGAAAGCUGGGGAAGCUGAACAAGUCGUCCUUCAACUCGCCGGAGGCGAAGCGGGCGCGAGUCCUUGACUCGAUUGUGUCGGCGGCGGAGCGGUCGAUUUUGCUGCAGGAGGCCGGCGCGGAGCAUAUGCGGAGGCUCGUGCUCGCAGACGCUGAGCAGCGGUUGACUAUGGAGAAAGAGGAGCAUGCUCUGCGCAUGGCGAUCGGCAAGUCGGCCCUGGCGCUGCUCAGCAAGAUGGCCGGAGAGCCGCCGCCUCAGCUGUCUCCGCCACCAGCACCACCGACGCCAACGCCGCCACCGACGCACGAGCCAGGGUCUGUGGGCUGAAGGACCUUUCGCUGCUGCUGCUGCCGCCGGCGGCCCUGGCGCCAUGUACGAAGCCACUUGUUUUUAGAUUAAGGAGAUCCGGAUGAACACAUACAUCGAAUCCACGUGAGGUAUGUGUGGUGUGCGUCCAAGAUCUCAUUGUUGUCGUUGUCGUUGUCGUUGUCGUUGUCGGUGCUUCUCGGGACUCCAUGGGUACCGUAGGGGCGCUCUGUUGGGCGGUGUGCCACAGGCGUGAAGCCAUGUAUUUCCACACGAGCAUCCCUGCUAUUUAGCUCUACUCACGAUUACUCUUUGUUCGAAUUUGAAAAAGCGUUUCGCUUGUUGGUUGUGUGUGAGCAGUUGAUUCAUGCCCGCUGUCUUAGGGGAUGACGCGGCCGGAAGGGACUAGGUGCCAACCAAUAGAAAGAGCAGCGUUGGUUCGCCACAUUGCCUAAUUCUCAGCUGCUUUGGACGGAAAGGGAAUGUGUUGAAGCUUGCCUACCAUGAGAGCUCUAGACGAACAACACAACAGAGAGAGAGAGAGA
Ectocarpus sp. CCAP 1310/34 is the source of this 1721-nucleotide messenger RNA. The record is from the annotation of a GenBank genome assembly. NCBI's taxonomy places the organism in Eukaryota, Phaeophyceae, Ectocarpales, Ectocarpaceae.